CUCAGCCACUACAUCGGUGUGCGACUGAAUGAACUUGUCCUGAUGUCCAAUAUCUAGCCAUUAAGAUGUUAUUUAAAAUGGGGCUCACUGCAUAUUUGGAAUAAAAUCCACACCAGUAAAACACCAGCGCGUAAGACAAAAAUUCACAGCGACAUGUGAUUUUCUUAUCAUGUCUUAGCGGUGCUAACCUCUGAUUUUGUUAGCAUGUGUUGAACUUAUUCGGGCAGGACAAGACAAGGUAUGAUAAGUUUACAAUUAAGCUAACAUUAUGUCUAAUUACAACGCCUAUGAGAGUGCAGUGGAAGAAACAAAAGGUGCCGUAAAAGGCAACAGCAUUGGGAAGCGUUUAGGUAUAAUCGCGACUUGUGUAGUUGGAGGGUCACUGGUUGCCCUCUAUGCUGUGGCAGGACCAUUUGUUGCCCCAGCCCUAAGAAAAAUAUGCCUCCCAUAUGUUCCGGCGACUUCGGUCCAGGUUGAGAAUGUGCUGAAGGUGCUUCAGCACAGAUCAGGCUCACUUGUGGACAUCGGGAGUGGAGAUGGAAGAAUAGUGAUUGCAGCUGCCAAGAAGGGCUUUAGAGCUGUAGGAUUUGAGCUCAACCCAUGGCUGGUUUGGUAUUCACGUUACAGAGCCUGGAGGGAAGGGGUUCAUCACUCUACCUCAUUCUACAUAUCAGAUCUAUGGAAGGUUAGUUUUGCUCAAUAUUCCAAUGUUGUGAUUUUUGGAGUUCCACAGAUGAUGGAGCAGCUUGAACACAAGUUGGGGAAGGAACUGCAAAGCUCUGCCAGGGUGGUAGCCUGCCGCUUCCCUUUCCCUUCAUGGGUUCCUGAUGACACAACCGGCGAGGGGAUAGACUCUGUGUGGGUCUAUAAUGCAAAGACAUUUCAAUCCCAAGCACAGAUAAACAGGGCAACUGAAAAGUAAACUGCCCUGGGCUUACUUUUUCUUGGCAGAAAGUAUUUUGCUAUUAGUAUUUGUGUGUUUGUUUAGUCUAAUAAAUGUCUAAUAAAAAUA
This is a messenger RNA of Sardina pilchardus (European sardine), 1012 nucleotides long. It is a transcript of the gene atpsckmt, whose product is annotated as fATP synthase c subunit lysine N-methyltransferase. Gene Ontology annotation, molecular function: protein-lysine N-methyltransferase activity. Gene Ontology annotation, biological process: regulation of mitochondrial ATP synthesis coupled proton transport; positive regulation of proton-transporting ATP synthase activity, rotational mechanism; peptidyl-lysine trimethylation. The transcript is spliced from 4 exons. The record is from RefSeq and is a predicted model, not a curated record. Gene Ontology annotation, cellular component: mitochondrion. Bases 269 to 922 code for a protein of 217 amino acids. NCBI's taxonomy places the organism in Eukaryota, Metazoa, Chordata, Actinopteri, Clupeiformes, Clupeidae.